AUGCAUGUGGCACGGCAAGAUGCCAAGAUCAAGUCCCUGGAAACGGCCUUGGAGCGACAAAGACAGAAGGUGCGUCUCUCGGAAGGAGCGUUGCAACGUGACAAGCAGCAGUUGGAGAUCGACUUGGCAGUGCUACAGACGCAGUUGCAUCAUGCCCAGGUGGGUGCCUCGGGGGCCACAGAUUUCUCCGAGUUGCGGCUGCAACUGGCGCAGGUUUUUGCCAAACACAGCUCCGGCUUUGGCACGGAUAGUACCGAAGAGAACAUCGACCGUGCGAACCUGCAGUAUGGCGAGGUCACCUACGGCGGCAUGGAGCGGCUCUACGAAGCCUUGGAACUGAAGAAGGAGGACGUCUUCUACGACCUGGGCUGUGGCGUGGGGAAGUUAGUGCUCUACGUCGCCUUGAGGGGCACGGCCCAACGCUCUGUGGGGCUGGAGGUCGGACAGCGCCGUUUCCUGCUGGCUGAGCAUGCUCGGAGCUCUUUGGAGGAACUCGAGGGCAAGCACCGGAAGAGCGACGAGAACAAUGAGAAAGCGACGGAGUGCAGGUUUCAGUUGGCCGACAUCAGUAGGUACCGUUACCUGGACCCAACAGUGGCAGUGCUCACCAACCUCUGCAUGGACAUGGGAGUGCAAAGUCGCACUCUCAAUUGCCUCCUGCGCUGUCCUUGCUUCAGGCGCUUGGUGAGCAUUACGCCACUACCCCACACCAGGCUUCCAACGAAGUUGGGGGCGGCCUCUGCGGAGCACGUGGAAAAUCAACUCCUCAAAGGAUUAGAUGAUGCCUCACUACUCCACGGAGUGUCUUUGACUGAUUGCCUCAGUGGAUGGGGCAAACAUUUUGCAAACAGCUCAGCAAAGAGCAUGUAUGAGAUCCAAAAACGAGACUACGGUCUGAGUUUCCAGGUCUCCAAGAUUGACCAUUUUCUGAGCCAUGAUUGGAAAACUUCUCGAAGAAGAAAGAUUUCGGUCAUGAUCGUCUAUUUCAAUGCCCGUGCCGCAACAUGUGCGGCCGCGCUCUGUGCUGUGUUUGUUGGUUUUUGCCGAGAAGCCCCUUGGCAGGACGUAGAAGCUGCGACGAACUACGAUACUCGGAGUACAGAUCUGACUUCCCUUUUGCCGCAAGCCACCUUUGUGUUUUUCCUCUGCUUUUGGCAGAGGCUCCGCGGCUUGUUCAGAAGGCCAAAGACCGCUUUCCUUGACAGGCUAUGCAUCGCGCAGCAUGAUCACGCACUGAAGACACAAGGAAUCCUGGGCUUGGCUUCCUUUUUGGAUCACUCGGAAGAGUUGACCAUCCUAUGGUCCUCGCGGUACUUCACCCGUCUUUGGUGCUGCUUCGAGGUUGCCGCUUUCCUGCGGGAAAGUCAAACAGCAAAGAAUCGACAAGUGACCUUGUUGCCUGCAGCAACCGCUGAGGUCAUGGUUUCACUGAUCGCCGGUAAUUUGUUUGCAGUUGCUUUCCGGCAAAUUCAAUUCUGGGCGGCAUCAGAGGGCCUUUGGCCUCCACAACCAAGAACGCCUUCUGGUGUCUCCUACUUUGGUGUGGCUGCCAUUGUUGCCUGUUGUUUUAUACAGUACCUGCUCUUGGGCUUGUGGACGGAGAUUCAGGAUGUCAAUAGGCAGCUGCGUGAGUUUAGUGUGAACGCUUCUGACUGUUUUUGCUGCGCGAACCAUCACCGCCACCCGGAAACCGGGCGGACUUUGCUUUGUGACCGGGCACUGGUGUUUGAUGCGUUGAAGACAUGGUAUGGGAAGGGGGAAGAGGAGGAGCAUUUGGACAAGUUCGACCGGGAAGUUCAAACAGUCCUUCGCAAGCAGAUCCAAGCCAAGCUUGCUACGAACAUCAUACUUCCCCAUUCCACUUUGUUUUUAGUAUUGUGUGGCACUUUAUCCCCUUGGCUGUGCGACAGUGUGGUAUGGAUGAAGAAUUUGUGGCUGCAAAGUACCGACCCAAUGCUUAAUUUCUGGAGAUGUGUCGUGGCGGUCGCAAGAUUUUAUUUUAUUCCUUUCAUCAUGAGCUCGUUCCAGGUGCUGAUUGUAGUACAGGUGACGGUGAAGCUCGGUUUCUUGUUGAUGGUGAGAGUGCGAAGACUCGUGGCUGCUGUUCUUGUGGGGAAUCUGGCUACAGUGCUUGUGAUGGCCAUCAGCUGGGCUAUUGAGAGAUCGGCGAGCAUGAUGGGAGAAAUGGGUUUAUCUGAUUUUUGGCCGUUUCUAGCCUUGGCAUGGUUGCUCUUGUUGUGGAUUCUCCUAAUGUGUCUGCACUAUUGUUGA
This is a messenger RNA of Cladocopium goreaui, 2271 nucleotides long. The record is from the annotation of a GenBank genome assembly. Lineage: Eukaryota; Dinophyceae; Suessiales; Symbiodiniaceae.